UGUUGGUGUUAGCAUUACUCUGUAGACACGCGACUGCCAUGUAUUGUGCAUGUGUGUUGUGCGUGUAUGUGGGCGCAGUACUACUUGAAGGGUUCGCGCCAUAACUCAUGAACCAGUGCGUCGUCACCCUCUACCUGUACUCAACUUGAAGACUUCAAACUUCGUACCUCUGAAUCAUAAUGUCUGUUUCCACACUAUUGUGGGGGAGGACUGAAGCGAAACAAACCUCGCCACUUCUUGUUCUGAAACGUGGUCAAAAACGGGUCGUGGUCAAACGGCAAAGGUCGUAUAAUCUCAUGCUUGACUCCGCAUGCGAACAUUUUCCAAGCAUUCCGAGAGAUGUGGUCACAUUGCAGACCAAUCAACUCGAUGUUUGCGAUGGCCACUUUGUGGACAUCACGGCUGAAACAUGGGGUGAAAUAAUUGACUUAGUUACCUUUGUUGAGGUGACUCGUGCGGAAAUGCCAUUGCUUGUCCGGACAGUCCGACCGUUAGUACGGCUGCUUGGUAUUUCAUCGCCCAACAAUCGACAGCCGCCAAGUCAGGUUAACAACAGUAUAGACAGCUCCGGGAACGAUAACACAGUCACAAUCAAAGUAGUUUUUCCAUCUGGCGAGAUUCGUUCUACCAAAAUCUCGAGGUCGACGCGGGUGGACAAACUUGUCGCUGAUGCUAGUCGCAUGUUGGGAUAUUGUCCCACUGAUUUCAAGGCGAUUUGGGGUGGGACAACGAUGCGUCAGGACUGGAGUAUCACAUCAUACAACAUCAAGGAUGGUGACUCUAUCAAUCUUCAGGCAUUGCCAAGUAUCGGAUCUAGCUAGUUGUCGCCCUGCUUUGUUUGCCAAACAAGUGUCGGUUCUCUCCCUCGUUGUUCGGCCUGAAUACAUCUUAGAGGUUAUAGUUCCUCUGUGUACAUCUUAACGGUCAUUACUUCAAUGUUCACUUAAUUAACAUUGUCA
Molecule: messenger RNA, 959 nt
Organism: Suillus subalutaceus
Lineage: Eukaryota; Fungi; Basidiomycota; Agaricomycetes; Boletales; Suillaceae
Exons: 3
Coding region: 180-821 (213 amino acids)
Source: RefSeq, a predicted model, not a curated record